ACUUCGCAUAUCUUCACACAAAACAAAUUGGGUUACAACACUUUCUACUUGUAAGAAACCAAAGCAUUUAAAAAUGGCUUCAAGAGCUUUGGCAACAACAGCUUUUCUCCUUACCUUCAAUCUUCUUUUUUUCACUUUGGUAACAUCCACUCAUACCCCAAAAGGCUGCCCACCACCGCCACCAUCGUCGUGCCCACCGUCACCGAAACCUCCAACACCUUCACCGAAACCUCCAACUCCUUUACUCCCUCCCAAAGCAAGUUGCCCAAAAGACACUCUCAAAUUGGGUGUUUGUGCUAAAUUGCUCAAUGACCUUGUCCACCUGGUCGUCGGAACCCCACCAAAGACACCAUGUUGUACCCUAAUCCAAGGCCUCGCCGAUCUUGAGGCUGCAGUAUGUCUUUGCACUGCAAUUAAAGCUAAUGUCUUGGGAAUCCACCUCAAUGUUCCGGUCUCUUUGAGCCUGUUGCUUAACUAUUGUGGAAAGAAAGUUCCCUCCGGCUUCCAAUGCGCAUAGAUAUGCAUCUUUUCAAUUUAUGGAAGUUUAAUACUAUAGUGUGUUGUAUUUAAUUUGGAAGACGGUUGAUUAUGAUCGAUAUGAUGUAAAGAAUCAUAUGACAUGUGAUUCAACAAUAAAUUUUUCCCUACUAUUAUGUAAUGUUAAUGAUUUUUAUAGAA
Messenger RNA from Lactuca sativa (garden lettuce), 678 nucleotides. Its product is annotated as 14 kDa proline-rich protein DC2.15. The record is from RefSeq and is a predicted model, not a curated record. Lineage: Eukaryota; Viridiplantae; Streptophyta; Magnoliopsida; Asterales; Asteraceae.